This is a messenger RNA of Ostrinia furnacalis (Asian corn borer), 1683 nucleotides long. RefSeq lists its product as uncharacterized. The annotation marks the transcript as partial. Lineage: Eukaryota; Metazoa; Arthropoda; Insecta; Lepidoptera; Crambidae. The record is from RefSeq and is a predicted model, not a curated record. The transcript has a single exon.
AAUAAAUUCAGAACAUCUGUGGUGCUCAGAUCUUUACUAGACCAGGGCUCUCAGGCAUCUUUCAUCACGGAAUCGGCCGUGCAGUUGUUAGGUCUCAAAAAGAUGCCUGGGAAAAGUUUAGUAUCAGGCUUAGGCGGUGAUAAAGGCUUGACUAUGACGUCAAGUUCGGCAGUGCUCAUCAAAAUUCAAUCCCGCCUAGACCCCAGCUUUGUCGUAACUGUCAAGGCUUACGUUUUGAACAAGGUAACUUCUUUGUUACCCACGAGGAAAGUUUCUUUUGAAAUGACUCCAGCAUUUUCGUCUAUGGUCUUAGCAGAUCCAUUUUUUGAUACUCCUAACAAAAUAGAUCUGCUUUUAGGAGCUGAAGUUUAUAGCCAAAUUUUGUUGGAUGGUUUAUACAAGGGUGCACCGGGUUCUUUAAUUGCACAGAAUACCAAGCUCGGUUGGAUCCUCUCUGGCAGAACACUUCAGCAAUUCAACCAAGACGAAACGUGCCAUAAUGUCAUCGUAAAUAUGCACACUGAGAUGUGUGACGACCAUUUGCUGAAAAAAUUUUGGGAAUUGGAGGCUGAGCCGUCCUUACCCAAAAUGAAAAUGCUCACAGCAGAGGAACAAGCCUGUGAAGAUUUAUUUUCUCAGACUACUAAAAGAGAUGUAGAUGGUCGUUACAUAGUUAAAUUGCCUUUUAAAUCAGUCGAUCCGCCGUGUAAACAAGGUGAUUCUAAACGUAUUGCCUUCAAGAGGUUCCUCAUGUUAGAAAACCGCUUGAUAAAAAAUCCUGACCUCAAAAGGGAUUACACAAAGGUUAUUCAUGAAUAUCAUGAUAUGAACCACAUGGAAAAGGUUAGUGACCCCCUGUCUCCUGGUGUUUACAUUCCUCAUCAUGUUGUGAUACGGCAAGACAAGACGACCACCAAGAACCGCGUAGUAUUUGACGCUUCUUGUACUGACUCAAACGGAGUUUCACUCAACGGUGAUCUGAUGAUAGGUCCGACUCUACAACCAGAGCUGAGGCACUUGAUUAUGAGGUGGCGGUGCUUUCCGAUUUCACUUGUCGCUGACAUAGUGAAAAUGUACCGACAAGUGAAGGUGGCGGAGGAGGAUACAGAUUUCCAAAGGAUUUUAUGGCGUGAAAACCGUGAGUCAGAUGUGCAACAUUAUAGACUCCUAAGAGUUACCUUUGGGUUAUCAUGUGCACCCUACUUGGCUGUUCGAGCUCUACAGCAAUUGGCUUAUGACGAGGGUUCAGAUUUUCCAUUAGCCUCUCCUAGAGUCCUGAACGACUUCUAUAUGGAUGAUCUGUUAACGGGCUGUCACUCUGUAUCCGAAGGAGCACAAAUCUUCCAAGAAAUGACUCAAUUGCUAGCGCGUGGUGGGUUUCCUCUGCAAAAAUGGUCAACAAAUAAUAAGGAGCUGGCAGCUUUGAUGAAUGAGGAUACGCCUGCGAAAGAUUUAGAGCUGAAAACAGACGAUAUUAUGAAGAUCUUGGGAUUAGCUUGGGAUAGAGAGUCUGAUGAGUUUCGUUGUAUAGUUACACUUCCUCCUUUAGAAUGCCCAGUUACGAAACGUAAAGUCAUCUCUGAUAUAGCUCGUUUGUACGAUCCCUUGGGUUGGAUAGCCCCGGCUAUAACAAUGGCUAAAAUAUUCAUCCAAAGAUUGUGGUUGUCGGGUAUCGAAUGGGAC